CGAACGUUUAAAAUGAUACGAAUCAUUAGCAUAUGCGAAUGCGAAUGCAAAUAUUCGUCACUUCUCUAACAUGAAUUGCCUUAUCACCACCACAGUUUGAGAGCAACUGUAUACGAAGAGUUCGCCACAUUUUCGAUUCCACUUGGCAAGUGGACAGUGGACUUUGUGAGAUCUAUGUGUGGCGCAAGUGGUAGUGGAAUAAUUAGUUACAAGUUAAAUUAAAUAUAAGCAGUAUAAUCAUUAAUCCGACUCCAGUAAGUUAGUAUCUAAAAUGACAAAAAGCAAAAAGAAACUAAAGGAACAGCAGCAGGUGAAAGUGCAAAAUGCGAUCGUUGAGGAACGCCUGACAACAACGAACGAUGCGUAUACACAGGGUGCCUUCUCUUACCUGAGGAUGCUCACACACAUCAUUGGACUGUUACAGUUCACCUAUGGCAUUUACUAUCACUGGUUUAAUGUGCAUUGGCCUCAGCGUUUGCCGGAGGAGGAAGAGUUAAAGACGCGUUGGGGAGGAAAAUUUAAAUACCUUACCUUUCUGGAUAUGAUAUUACAAGCACUAUAUCACUUUGUUGCGCUUCUAAAUGACUUAGUUGGCUCCAAUGAAGUCGGUCAGACGAGGCUGAUGCCGGGUGUGCGUAAGUUGCGAGAUUAUAUCUUCGCCACUUGGGCUUUUCCCAUAGCACAUAAUUUCUGCAUUUCCUUUUGGGUUAUAUAUGCCUAUGAUCGGGAGCUCAUUUUCCCCAAAGCGCUAGACGCUAUUUUUCCCAACUGGCUGAAUCAUAUCGUUCAUACCAAUGUUGCUAUGCUCGCUAUACUCGAUAUGUUUACUUGCUUCCGUCAGUAUCCAAGUCGCACGGCAGGACUCACGGGUACUAUUAUAUUUAUGGUACUCUAUAUAAUUUGGAUGCAUAUAGUGCGCUUUUUCUCCGGUCAUUGGGUAUAUCCACUAUUGGAAAUUAUUAAUUUACCAAUGCGAUACUUAAUGCUGAGUGCUUUAUUGGGCUUCACAGUAUUUUGCUAUUUCUUGGGUGAAUUUUUAAAUAAAAUAAUUUGGAGUCCAGAGUUGCGAUUGCUGAGAAUGAAGAGUGCAAAGAUCGAGUGAUCUGUUACGUCUUCACAAAGGAGUUGGAAAUACUAUUAGACUUUCGCAAACUGAGAAACGCUUGAACAAGUAAUUUUAAUUAAACUUCAAUUUUAUUUUAGGUAAGU
Rhagoletis zephyria (snowberry fruit fly) is the source of this 1209-nucleotide messenger RNA. Its product is annotated as androgen-induced gene 1 protein. Lineage: Eukaryota; Metazoa; Arthropoda; Insecta; Diptera; Tephritidae. The record is from RefSeq and is a predicted model, not a curated record. Gene Ontology annotation, cellular component: endomembrane system; membrane.